Messenger RNA from Pichia membranifaciens NRRL Y-2026, 1383 nucleotides. RefSeq lists its product as hypothetical. Lineage: Eukaryota; Fungi; Ascomycota; Pichiomycetes; Pichiales; Pichiaceae. The transcript has a single exon. The coding region runs from base 1 to 1383 and encodes 460 amino acids. Gene Ontology annotation, biological process: carbohydrate catabolic process; fungal-type cell wall biogenesis; budding cell bud growth. Gene Ontology annotation, molecular function: mannan endo-1,6-alpha-mannosidase activity. The record is from RefSeq and is a predicted model, not a curated record.
AUGAAGCUUGUGCAGAGACUGGUGUUGAGCGCAGGCGGGCUGCUAGCGGUGGCCCAGGUUGCAGCCGGAAUCGAUCUAGACGUAAGCUCCUACGACUCGAUCUACGAUGCGUGCAAGCUGCUUGCCGGCGGUGUGAUGGACUACUACUGGGGGUACGAGUACGGCGGAACGAUCGGUAUGUUCACGCAUCCGUACUACUGGUGGGAAGCUGGCGGAGCGUUUGGAAGUUUGAUCGACUAUUCGUACUACUUCGAGAACACCACGUAUGUGGAGACGAUUGUGCAGGCGAUGAUGUACCAGAAGGGUGACGGCAGCAACUUCAUGCCGCUCAACCAGACGACGACGGAGGGUAACGAUGAUCAGGUGUUCUGGGGUAUUGCGGCGAUCCAGGCGGCGGAGAGAAACUUCACCGAGGCCGGCGGCGACAACCCGACGUACUUGGAGUUGGCGCAGGCGACGUUCAACACGAUGAAGAACAGAUGGGACGACGAUACGUGUGGUGGCGGGGUGCGGUGGCAGAUCUUCCCGUGGAACAACGGUUACGACUACAAGAACACGGUUUCGAACGCCGGGUUGUUCCACCUCGGUGCGCGGUUGCUCAGGUACACCGGUAACGACACGUACUACAUGGAUUGGUGUGACAAGACGUACGACUGGCUGGUCGACGUCGGGUUCAUCGACGAGAAGAACUGGUACGCGCUUGACGGUGCCGACAUCGUGAACGGUAGCUGCACCUCGAUCACGUCGUAUCUCUGGUCGUACAACUUGGCGUUGAUGAUUUCCGGGUGUGCCUAUAUGGCCAACUACACACAGGAGGAGAAGUGGCACAACCGGACGAUGGGCUUUCUAGAGAGCUCGAAGGUGUUUUUCGACAACUACGGGGUCAUGUACGAGGCCACGUGCAUGCCUGUGCAUACGUGCAAGACGGAUCAGCGGUCGUUUCGGGCAUAUCUGGCGAGGUUCCUGCAGUUGACGGCUAUUUUGGUGCCGGAGACCCAGGACACGAUCAACGAACGCAUGGAGACGUCGGCAAAGGCCGUGGCGCUGUCGUGUGUCGGUGGUUACGACCAGCACACGUGUGGCAUGAACUGGUCGUACUCAGGCGGCAACAACGCGACAUACGGAUGGGACGGCUACUACGGGUUGGGCGAGGAGAUGAGUGCAUUGGAAGUGGUCCAGGCGCUUGCGGCCAAGUACCGUCCCGGCCCGUACACGUCCCGAGAUGGAGGCUCGAGCACUGGUGAUGUUUUGUUUGGUAACGAGACAUACAAGAUUCAGGCUAAGCUUCUCGACUUGGACAAGGGCGACACCGCCGGGGCGUCAAUCAUCACGGUGGUCAUUGGCAUCAGCAUCAUUGCCCUCGGCUACUAUGUCGUGGUCUAG